AUGUCGUCCUCUAACAGCGAAGUUCACAAUGCCUACGAUGACAAGCCCGAGAAGCUCGGUGGGCCCAUGAUAUCCACCAUCUCUCGCGAAGAUCGACGCACUCCCGAUGAGCGCGGCUCCCUCAAUGACGGGUUUCCUUCCGACGUCGACGAAAAGAAGCUUUUGAGGAAGAUUGAUUUCUACCUGAUCCCUUGGCUAUCGGUGCUGUAUCUACUCAGUUUUUUGGAUAGAUCAGCCAUAGGUAACGCUCGUUUGUACGGCCUCGAGAAGGAGCUCAACCUGACAAGUCAGCAAUACAACAUUGUCCUUACGGUUUUCUUCUUGCCCUACGGCCUUUUCGAGGUCCCUUCCAACGUCUUGCUCAAGCGUCUUCGUCCUUCGAUAUGGUUCCCGACUAUUACUAUCUUGGUUGGAAUCUGCAUGAUUUCUCAAGGAUUGGUCAAGAACUACCAUGGAUUGCUCGUUGCUCGUUUUUUCCUCGGUGUUACUGAAGCGGGCCUAUUCCCCGGUGCUAACUAUCUUCUAAGUGGGUGGUACAAACGUAGCGAAUUUGGCCUACGCGCAUCCGUCUUCUUCUCUGCUGCCACCAUAUCUGGAGCCUUCGGCGGCCUCCUCUCCUUCGCUAUCAACAAGAUGGAUGGUAUUGGCAACUACGGCGGAUGGCGCUGGAUUUUCAUUAUUAUCGGAUUAGCUACGUUUAUUUCUGGCGUCUUGAGCUUCUGGCUUUGCGUGGACUUCCCAGACACAGCUAGCUUCUUGUCCGAUUCGGAGCGAAGGGCGGUCAUCUACCGUUUGCAGCAAGACCAGCAAUUCUCAGCCGCUGGGGAGGGCUUCAAGUGGGCUAACGUCUGGAAAACCUUCCUUCAGUGGCAGACUUGGUGUGGAAUGGGAGCCUACAUCGGUUGUGUGGCCCCCCUCUAUGCCUUCUCCCUCUUCACUCCCACCAUUGUCAAGUCCCUCAAUCCCAGCUACACGAGCAACGUGGCCAACUUGAUCUCAGUCCCAGUCUACGUUGUGGCCUGUCUCUUCACCGUUGUUGUUGGCUUCCUUGCUGACCGUACGGCUCGCAGGUCCCUCUACUCCAUCGGUCUCUCCCUACUUGGAGUCAUUGGCUAUAUCGUCCUUAUUGCCAACAACCCUGCUGGAAAGCCCGGCGUGUCCUACUUUGGCGUAUACCUCGCAGCUCUGGGUAUCUAUCCCAUGAUUCCCAACACUAUUGCCAUUGUAGCCGGCAACAGCGAGGGUGCAUACGUACGAUCCGUCGUCACGGGUGUCGUCAUUUCCUUCGGUAACUUGAACGGUGCCGUUUCAUCCAACAUUUACCCUAGCCGUACCUCGCCCAGGUUCUUCCUCGGUCACUCAGUCGUACUGGCCUACAUCGUUAUCGGAAUUAUCUGCAACGCCAUCUUCUUCUUUGGUCUGCAAUGGGAGAACCGUAAGCGAGAAGCUGGAUUGCGGGACGAGACUAUUCUGGCUAAUGACCCAGCUAUGUUGGCUUCAGGUAAGGAUCUGCAGGCUGAGGCCGAACGAAUUAGGGCGGAGGAGAUCAAGCAGGGCGGUGCUAUCGGUGGUCUUUUCCGUCGUUUGCAUGUUGGCGGUGGUGGUACGUACGCUACUGUGGAGGAGGCUAAGGCGCUUAAGGGCGACCAGUACAGUGGGUUCCGUUACCGUUCCUAA
Messenger RNA from Ustilago hordei, 1677 nucleotides. RefSeq lists its product as uncharacterized. Bases 1 to 1677 code for a protein of 558 amino acids. NCBI's taxonomy places the organism in Eukaryota, Fungi, Basidiomycota, Ustilaginomycetes, Ustilaginales, Ustilaginaceae. The record is from RefSeq and is a predicted model, not a curated record. Gene Ontology annotation, molecular function: transmembrane transporter activity. The transcript is spliced from 3 exons. Gene Ontology annotation, cellular component: membrane. Gene Ontology annotation, biological process: transmembrane transport.